AUGAACGGAAGGAUCGUGCACCAGGAGGAAGUGGUGCGCGUGCACGUGGCCUCCACCACCACCACCACCACGGCCGCCUGCAGCAGCUCGUCCAACAGCGCCCCGCCGCCGCGCCGCGCCCUGCUGGUGGACCAGCGCGGCAGCCGCAUCAAAGGACCGCUACAGAAUGAGUCUGGUGGAGAGUUCACCUUCGAGCUGAUCGAGAACUACCCGAGUUUGGGGCUGUCGGCGGUGGACGACGGCUCCGGCACCAUCAUCAACUGGCGGGGGGCGAUGGGCCAGCCCCGAAUCCACCGCUCGUCGGGGCGGCGGGACAAGGACUUCCUGGACCAUGAGACCAUCCCGUCGCCCCGGACGCGCGCCACCGUCCUCGAUCCCUACCUGCCCACCUUCCAGCACCUGCUCUGUGACUACGAGCUCGUUACUUCCUCUCUUCACCUUAAGAACUACCCCGUGUGUGAGAAUGAUCUCUUCGACGUCAACAGUAAGUGUGCACUGUCGGUGCCGCCUCCUGAUGGAGCUGUGGAAGAGGACCGCGGGAGGACGGAGACUCGAGGGCCGCUGCCGCCGGGGCCACAGAUCACCGACCACCAGGCCAGGGCGGCGCUGCUGGCCCACGUGGCGGACCGCUGCUGCUGGGGCUCGGGGGCCGCUAAGAAGAUGGCCAUCGCCAAGAUAAACUACGACUCCGCCUUCCACUAUGAGCUUCAAACGUUUACGGAGAAGCGGGAAACCUCCUGGGCGUUCACCCCUUACGGAGGAGGCGACGUCGAUGGCCCCUCCAACGGCCCCGCGCCCCUGCCUUGGGACGUCGAGGCUCACCCUGCCCACAUGUUCCACGACGAGGUCAAGGUCAUGCAGGUCCCCCACACCGCCUCGGUCAAGGAGUGCCACCGCUGUAAAGGCACCGGCUCCCUCCAGUGCUCCGAGUGCCACGGCAAAGGCUGGACGCGCUGCCUCUCCUGCCACGGCGACGGCUGGUACACUGACUCGUCGGGGUACAAGGAACGCUGCUUCUACUGCCAGUCCUCCACGCAUGGCCACGGGCGCCAGGACUGCCUCAAGUGUAACGCCAAGGGUCGCGUCGCCUGCCCUCCCUGCGACAGCUACGGCCAGAUUCGCUGCUUCAUCCGCCUCACUAUUACUUGGAAGGUGAACACGUCGGAGCACAUCGUGAGGAAGGGGGCGCUGCCGGAGGCCCUGGUGAAGGAGGUGUCAGGACAGGUGGCUUUCGAGGAGGAGGGUGCCCGCAUCCUGCCCCUCACCCAGUUCCCGGACAACACCAUCAACCUCGCCUCGGCCCAGCUCGUCAACAACCACAAAAACGCCUUCCUGGAUGAGCGGAUCUACGCGCAGAGGCACCAGGUCCGCAUCGUGCCCGUGGCGGAGGUGGAGUACGGCUUCAAGGGCGGGCCGGGCAAGUUCUGGGUGUACGGCUACGAGAACAAGGUGUACUGCCCCGACUACCCCCACACCUGCUGCUGGGGCUGCUGCUGCGUCAUGUAGGCCGGUAUCUCCUCCUCCUACUCCUACUCCAGCUUCUCCUCCUCCUCCUCUUCAAGACGCGGACCUCCCCUUUCGAGUGGAUGCUUAUUUGAGGUCCUCCUUCAGCGACUUUCUACAUUCCUCGCUACUCCUCGACUUUCACCCCUCCUGAAGGCUCUGAAGGUGCUCCUGUAGUUGCCGCAUGAGGACGGCACUGGAGGCUCGGCGGGGGCUUGGCAUGAUCGGCGGUGCGGUGCGGGCUGGCGCGGGUCCUGGCCAGGUAGAGGGACAGGUAACUUUAGAGGUUGCGUGCACCUGUGGGCCACCGCUGCGCUAACGGUGGUGAAACUCAGGUAUUUUUUUAAUAUGUAACGAUACUCUUCCCAGGGUUUCCAGGACUUCGGUGGGAAACGUUGAUAUUUUCUUCCCGAACAACCCCACCCCCCCACCCUUCCCCAUCUCCUGACCUCCCCCCCCCCCCUUCCACAGCUCCCCCACCCCCAGAAUAUGAUGAGGAUGCUACUACGAAUAACUGCCAGAACUAAAGACCUUUCUCUUCCAAGUCUAUUGAGGAAUGUGAUUGUUUUUGUUACGUGGACUCGCCGCGUGUUAAUCCGACGACACAGUAGCUACGUGCAAGGCAAAUUGGCUGCCGGGACACUGAACCGACUCGCGAGGGUUUGGUGUGCUUAAAAAGGAUGAAAUUAAUACAAGGAAGCUUCGAUCGGCCAACCAUCCAUGUCCUACCACCACCACCACCACCACUACUACCACCACUACUACUACUACUACUACUACCACUACUACUGCUACCACCACCAUCACCCUUUACACGCCAUUCAGUCCUCUACCAACGAUACACACCACGCGAUAUAUACACCAUCAUCACCACCACUGACCCCACCAUCACCACAACCUCCACAACACCAUCCUUAUACAUACCCCCUUCACGAUACCACCACCAUCACCGCCCCCCCCCCCUCCCAUCAUUACAACCAUCAUCAUCAUCAAUAACUGACAUGGAAGAAGAGGAAAGACAUGAGGUGGUUUGUGAUUUAGAAGAAUUAAAGGAAGUUAAGGAAGUAGUCGUAAAGCGAGGGUAGAAGGAUAGAGAGGAUACAGAUGCACAGUCGUGGUGGUGGUGGUGGUGGUGGCUGUGAUGGCCCGUUCAGUUAAUCCCACAUAAACCUUCUAAUUUAUGGAAAAAGGACUAAAAUCCAUAACGCAUUACACGAAAACAUGAUUGAUUUACGCUAAUAUAUCAAGAGAACGUUUCAAUGCAUCAACUCCAGCCCAGUGAAAGGAAGAGAUAAGGUUAUAAGAUACAACGAAAAUGUAAAGAACAUCAGACCUCUACAGAAGACAAAAGCAAUAUAGUUCAGCCCACAAAUCAAACGUACGAAGAACGAGUCAAGAGAACCCCAAACCCUCCUCGUGCAGGUGCGGCGGGAGUGUUCCGGCGGGACAGGCGCCUCACGCCCUCUGCCCUUCACCUGCUUCUCGGCCUCAACCUGACACUGAAUCUACACCGCGUACCGUUUGAUAGUCUGGGUCAUUAUAGGUAAUAGGACCGCAUACAAAUAUUUUAAAACCCCGACUGCCUAACGUAACCUAAGGGAUAAUAACCUGACUUUACCAAAAUAGUAACCCAGCCCAAAUAAAAUAGUAGUUAACUAAACCCACUUAAAAUAGAGGAGAUUUUUCAAAGUUUGAAGGAGAAGCGAUGGAGAAGUCAGGAGUCUGAACUUGUUUCGGAAAGAUACGGUCCUGUUAUCUAAAAUUACCGUAUUUUGUACCGCCGAUGCCUCUACCGGACGACAGAACUCGUUACAAACAGGCAUCGGCCUUGGCGCAGCCCUUCCUGCAAGGUUUCAGAAACACAUAACUAGGUAAACCUCACACUCCUGAGGCAGGUAUGCACAGGUUCUUCCUCGUGGACUUUCUUCCUCAAACCAUAAAACAUUGCGUCGAAUAUCGCCAGUGCACGUUUAAUGGUGUAUGUCACAGGCAUUAACCUUAAGUUGAAUCAUCCUUAGUUAAACGUAAGUUGUCAUUGCGCUGACGGUAUUCAACAACCAUAAGACACAAUUAGAACCGCCGUCGGUGGUAGCUCCCGACACCCCGAGUCCCGGUGACGAGAGGCGAGGCUUAACGGCGAUGAGAUGCUGUUAAGACGAUGACGAGUCGUGACGUGAGACGAGGGAAGGAAGAAACCCAUGAAACUGAGCUUCCGGUUAAAGAUGAAAGAUUUAGGACUUCAAAAUAGAUAUGAGUGGCGACUUUAUAAAGAUAAAGAUUGUAUAUAAAGGCGUGAGGAGAAAAAUAUGAUUUGGAAGAGUAUAAUUUUUCGUAGACGGAAAAGCAGACUAAAGACGAAGGGCAGAGUAAGGUUUAGUAGAUAAUUAUAGAGAGAGGAGACGGAUCGCUAUUGUUAUAAGGAAACAGUAUAAGCAGCGGCUCCAGCAAAGUGCAGGGGCAGCGCUCGUGUUUCCCGGCGCUGCUCAGCCCAGGCGCGGCGCUCCCCCUCCUCGCGGCGGCCGAGGUCGCUCGCCGAACUCUCCCGGACAUUGUUUAGCGGGGUGUUGAGCUAAUGACCGACAGCGUGAUAUUUCAUUCUUUUUGGUCAAGGACACACAGUGAAUCGGGUCGAAUUGUCACGGUAAAAAUAAUAACAAUAAUACCCUUCGCCACUCCCAAACUUUGUACAUAUCCAGAGUUUUUCUGUGAGCUGUUUGUGGACCAUAGAAUGGGGUAUGUUUUAGCAAGCAUUGCCAUAAUUCCAACAAGACCGCAAUCAAAAGACAAAAUACUAUAUUAGCUUUAAAACAGAUACCAAAGUUAUAACCCUAAACAGAUUUUUUUUUUCCAAUUUAAUAAAAGGUUAAAAAAAACUACUAAGCAACGCUUCAAUGUUGAGGGUAGCGCUGAUGUGUAGCCACGUGUAGUAACUGUCACAUCCUCUCACAUUGUUUUACCUUAGAGACUAAAGACAAGUUUGGUGUUGUGUUGUAAUCCUGUAUUUGUAACACUGGCGACGUUCACCCGCCCGUGCGUUCACUUCAGAAUACGUUCGCCGUCUGCCCGCCGCUCUAACCAAUCAGAUGUGCCUCUACCGCCUACCACGCUGUGAUUGGUACGGGCGGAGAGGGCGAGGCGGGCAGUUCCUCAGUGGGCGCAGGGCGGCGGGGCCUCAGCUGUGCCCUGGACGAGUGUCGCCAAACAGCGCUGAACACAUUUUCAGGUCUGGUCCGCCGCCACACUAUACAGAGAUUGUAGUGCGUUUGCUGUGUGCCAGAAAUUCCAACGUUGACUCUUGAAACAGCAAAAACAUGCCACAAGAUCGCCAGGCACAUGUAUUAGAUUUUCCGAUGUUAUUUAAAAUCUUUCAGUGCGUUAUUCGAUCCAAUGAGUCGCGUGCUUCGAGUCAGCGAUGGAACUUCUUUCGGUCCAAAGUAAAAUAGUUAUAUUUCAUUUGAGCAUCAAGCCAUCCCCUUCCCCAGGCCAGGCGUAGACAGUUCUUGUAUACACGACCACCAAUAGUUUUGUACAUAUACCGCUAAACUCUCUCCCAGACCUCUUCCUGCUUCCCCCACAGACUUAGUAAAGGAACGCCGCCUUCAUUACCUAAAAAAAAUCGCAGUUAAUUGUAACUCAGCACUCCCCCGUGUAGGAGUCAAGAAUCUGUCUUUUAUUUGGUAUUUUUGUAAAGAAUCAAUGGCCUGCCUGGGGAUAACAUACUCCAUUUUCAUUUAUAUAUAUUUGUAAAUCGUGUACAUACUCCGCAGGUCAUCAAAGUCUCUAAAUUACGCGGGAAAAGUUAAUCAAGACACUGAUACUGGACAUGCUGAGUCAUUUUUGUAGCGUCGCCCCACCAAGAGUCAUCACUGUACAUACCCAUAACGCUCUGUCCCACACACGUGCAUAAGAAUUCUGUGUACAAAAAGUUUCAUUUGAGUCCCCCUACACACACACACACACACACACACACACACACACACACACACGUACAUGCGGUUUUGAUAUAGACGCUUCGUGCUUCGGUAUCAUCGUCUCAGCUUCUUUUCUACUCCCGUAACACUGGCUUCCGCGGUGUUGAAAAUUUCCCUGUCUUUUUUUUACAUAAGUGUAUCUGCAAGUGGUACAAAAGCGCUGUUUGUGUAGGAUUUAGGUGUUGUACUGUUGGCUUGAGUGUCAGGUAGAGAUGAAAAAAGUUGUGUUUUUGUAAAUUUUAUGCUGGAAUACACAAGAGUUUUUUUGUUGUUGCUAAAGACGUUGUAAUUUUAUUAUUGUUGGAAACAGAUUAUAACAGUAUAUUCGAGAUGUUUAUUUCCACCGAUUUGCAACUGCUCAGAGGCCAUAAUAAUGUACCGAUAGAAAAAAUAUUUGUACUAGAACACUUCAUCUGUAUAUUUAAAAAGUAUCGUUACGCAAUACUUCCCCGCAGAAACAUAACACUAGUUCAUCACUGAAGAAAAACGUUCCCGUAAAAUAUAUUGCCCCUUGUACCUUCCCUUCCCCCCCUGUCCUUCCUUACCGCCUCGAAUCCCCUCGGGCGGUGCAAACGCUGUCAGGGGUGAGGGGGCAUGAAGGGAAGGGAAACAUGGGGCGGCGCUGAAGGAGUAACGUGCUGAUAGCCAUUCCCCUCCCUCGCCUCCCCUCACCUCACCUCCCCUCACUCACACCUGCUCAUCCCACACUGUAUCUCGUGAUUCAUUUCUAGUCAUUUCACAAAAGUCACACAUUCGAAGUGGUAACGAGGUACAGUCACUUAUAAAAGAGAUACACUCCCCCAGAGCGAAAAGUCUUGUCAUUCGCACCAUCCAGUGUUAGUAACCGUGAACCUGAAGUCUGGAUGAAUCUAAAUUGUAAAGUGAAGUUGUGUUAGGGAAAGCAACUCCUCCCAACCGUUGAAUAUCACUUCCCUUUAACCCAACUCACCUCGUGUCAGGUGCAUUGUUGCCAACACUGAAUGCUACGAGUUACAAGAUCGUUCGCUUGGAGUGGCUAACUUGCUUGUAUGGGUGUCUGUACGUAUCAUUGGACAGUAAAGUGUUUAUAUAUGUGUAAUGUAUAUACCCACUGCGUAUACGUGAUGGGUUACGUGUAAAUUGAAAUGUAUAACGCAAAUUUAAUUACGAGUUACCACAGAGGAGAAUUUUAAGAGAUUUUUAUAUAAGCCUUAAGAGUUGUGGAUUUGUUAGAUUACUAAAAAAUUGUACACACAUUAUAUCUGAUAAAGUUUAUGUAAAAAAUAUAUUUUCACAAUACACCUGCAUCCAACAUACCUAAUUAGGAGACUAUGAACACAGCCGAGCCUUGACCACUUAUAAAGCGCACACACACACACACACACACACACCUUGAUAGCUUUAUAAUCUCAGGAUGAUGAAGAGUUUCUGCAACACAUGACGGCCAAAUAAUAAUAAUAAUAAUAAUAAUAAUAAUAAGGCUCAGCUGUGCUUCAGACCAAAAGUAAUCACACCAAUACAUUUCAUGGAAUUUACUUAAGUGUGUACAAACAAAGCUUUCAAGUCUAUGGAGUAUGAAAAAAUAACAUUGCCAAAAAAAAAGAUGGAAACAAUAAAGUAGACACCAACAAUAAGAUCCCACAAACAAACACUGGUGUCAUACAAAAUUUAAGUUAAAAUUAUGAUCAUGAAAUAAGAAGUCCUGAUCCUAUUGAGUUUUCGUAACUAGCCUAGCAUUCUGUGUCGAUAUCCUCAGACGUUUCCACCUUUCACAUCAACUAUUUCUAAAGGUCAUAAAGGAGAUAGAUCGGAUAUUUAUGAGGGCUUUUUCACAAUCAUAGCAUAGAAGAAGGGUCAUGCUACCACCAGGACCAUUAAACUACCCCUGGAAGUGUCUAAAACUAGCCUAGCCUUCUGGGUUAAUAUAUCCUCAUACGUUUCCACUUCUCACAUCAAUUAUUUUCUAAGGUCAUAAAGGAGAUAAAUCGUAUAAUUCUGAGUGCUUUUUCACAAUCAAAGCAUAAAAGAAGGGUCAUGCUACCAUCAGGGCCAUUAAACCACCCCCUGGAAAUGUCUAAAACUCCUACGAAAAGAGUGUCAAAUAUGUGUUGGUUAGUUUGUUUGCACACACUGAAGAAUCCUCCUUCACCAGCCCCUCCCUGACGAAGCAGUAGAAGUCUCAGUUUGUCAGUUCCUACAGUCACACAGGCGCCCAUCCCCCCCUCCCCUGCUCUGGGCCAAGGAGCGUCGCCCAUGUUCCCUCGACUUCGUUUCUGCUGCGUCACACUCAUUGUUUCCCAUUUCCACUGAGUUCCACUGUUUGUCAGUCACAGUUAUCAUCUACAAUAUUCAUGACGAAACCAAUAAAUGUUGACCAUGA
This is a messenger RNA of Eriocheir sinensis (Chinese mitten crab), 7833 nucleotides long. RefSeq names its product protein SSUH2 homolog. The record is from RefSeq and is a predicted model, not a curated record. The transcript has 7 exons. NCBI's taxonomy places the organism in Eukaryota, Metazoa, Arthropoda, Malacostraca, Decapoda, Varunidae. Bases 1 to 1506 code for a protein of 501 amino acids.